UGUAUCGCGUGCAUUUGAUGGUGUGACGCUUAAUAGAUUGUUUACUGACACGAGCACCCUUAAGAGCAGGGUUGCAAGCGUACAAUUUGCGCAAACGCACGCCAAGGGCUGAACGGCAGUAUCGUGGUGCUGAUGUGGUGAUGCUCGCUGUAUGCCGCAUGUCUUGCGUCGCAUAGCACACACACAGACAGAAGAGGGUUCGUGCCAUCUGGAAUUACCUGUACACAUUAUUAGGCAUUGCGUAAACGCGGCGAAUCCGAGGAAUUUGGGUUCGGCACACGCAAAACCUUAAGGGUCCUGAGCACCGGCGCACAUUUCCAUUUGCCUCGUCCGAAUUGCUUGAAGUAAUCAUGGGCAAGCAAAACAGCAAACUGACCCCUGAGGUGAUGGAGGACCUGGUGAAGAACACAGAGUUUAAUGAACACGAGCUGAAGCAGUGGUACAAGGGCUUCCUGAAAGACUGUCCCAGCGGUCGACUUAACCUGGAGGAGUUUCAACAGCUCUACGUUAAGUUCUUCCCGUACGGCGACGCCUCCAAGUUUGCCCAGCACGCCUUCAGGACCUUUGACAAGAACAGUGACGGCACCAUCGACUUCAGAGAGUUCAUCUGCGCCCUGUCCAUCACAUCGCGUGGCAGCUUCGAGCAGAAGCUCAACUGGGCCUUCAACAUGUACGACCUGGACGGUGACGGCAAGAUCACUCGAGUAGAGAUGCUGGAGAUCAUAGAGGCUAUUUAUAAGAUGGUGGGCACGGUGAUAAUGAUGAAGAUGAACGAAGACGGCCUGACACCCGAGCAGAGAGUGGACCGAAUCUUCAGUAAGAUGGAUAAAAACAACGACGACCAGAUCUCACUAGACGAGUUCAAAGAAGCCGCCAAGAGCGACCCGUCCAUCGUGCUGCUGUUGCAGUGCGAAAUGCAGAAGUGAGGCAGCGCACGCUAGCAUGCUACGGACUGAACACGCGAUCCGAUUCCACCCUCAUUUCCACAAGAUUAACACGUUUCGGACUACUUUUACGAACUUCCUUCCUGUGAUCGAAAAGCUAGUGUGCAUGAGAAUGCUAAAUGCUACGAGUUUAGAGUAAUAUUCGUUUAAUUUACCAACACGCGACAACGUGUAAAUCCAGCGAGUCCGGUCGUCCAUCGUUUAGUGAAGUGCUCUGCCGUAUUUCAUUUCUAGCUGCAAUAUUUCAAUAUUUCACGCGCAUCUAUACUGCAGUAUUUCACGCAGAAGUCUGGGUACCGAAAUCAAAAUGUCACAUUAAAUGUUGCGAUGAAAUCAGUCUGUUGAACUUCAAUACUCGAAUUUAAGGAGUGCGGAGAGGUUCGUGCGGCCCUCCUUCCAAACGUGCUUGUACUUGAGAAUAUAAAUGUAAGUUAUUUGCAUGCAUGUUCUAAGUGUAAAAAAACCUACUCUCUCUCUCUCUCUCUCUCUUCAUUUUGGCCACCUUGACGAAUAAUACAAGGGAGGCCUUAUAUAAAUGAUAGUAUCAAGAAGAAAUCUAAUGUGUGAGAUUUACGUUUGUUAAUCAUCUAGCCAUUCGAUGUCCUCCCUUGGGUGCAUGUUUAUUCAAUUACAAUGAAUGUUGUAAACGCUUCUGUAAGGCACAUUACAGCCCCUCUGUUGAAGUUUCGCAUCUGGCGUUAACUUUUGCCGGCUCACUUUAUUUUGCGCUGCCACGAGAACCAGUUAAACGAAUGCCUUUUGUUUUGACGUCAAACGAAACACUGUAUCGCUGCUCUACCACAGCUCACAUGAACAGAUUUGUUCCCGUUAGCUUUCAUUAUGUUUUACAUUUACAUCAUCACGUGCAUGAAUGGUCGCCUGUGAAUUUGUUUCUAGUAAUAAUACAGAAAAGGGCAAUAUAACAUUUUGCGUAAAUUAAAUAAUGGAUUCGUUUCCCCUAGUAAUACAACAAAUGUGUUUGGUACACGUUCCCCCUCGGUGUGCUGCAUUUUUAUUGAGCUGUUUUUGUAAAUCGAUAUUUCUACACGACGGUUUGUAACUUCGCCGCAUCCCUCGAAAGAGCGCCACCACGAACCCGUGAAUAGUCCGAGCUAAACAUAGCUC
Molecule: messenger RNA, 2069 nt
Organism: Triplophysa rosa
Lineage: Eukaryota; Metazoa; Chordata; Actinopteri; Cypriniformes; Nemacheilidae
Gene: vsnl1b
Product: visinin-like 1b
Exons: 4
Coding region: 351-926 (191 amino acids)
Molecular function (GO): calcium ion binding
Source: RefSeq, a predicted model, not a curated record